CACCUCAUUCGCACAGGCGUCUUCUUGUGCCUGAUACACACCUGCAACCCCCCUCUCGACCACCGUGUCAAGUACUGGAGAACCUCUGGAUAGCACUCUCCUGGUAGCUUAUCGACUUAUAGCAGGCUGCUCGGUCGCGUAUCACCACAGCGCCGCCUCUACAAGCAUGGCGGACACCCUGCAGGCCGAGCCGGCAGACUUUGAGCCGGGGCCUUCACGGGUACGCGUGGCGAAGCUAGCCAAAAGGAACCGAAGAAAUGAAGCGCAAGGAAAGGCACCACAGAGUGGCGAUGUCGGAGCAAUUUCCAUUGACUGCGGGAAUAAAGGAAGGGAGCCUGCGCCCGAGGAUGGGACGCAAAGUAUGCCCCCAGUCGACACCAUGCCCUCCAGCGAGACUAGCAUCAAAUUCGAUGUCAAAGGGAAAGGAAAGGAUAAUGACUCUGAUCAAGACUCGUUAUCUUCCUAUACAUUCGCAUCGCUUGGUGUAAGCCAAGCUCUCAUUCGUUCCCUUUCGCACCUGUCCAUUCAUACGCCCACACCAAUCCAAGCGCUGACCAUCCCGCCGAUCCUGGCCUCCUCCUCGGCCAUUGCCUCGUCAUCAGCGGCGGUUCCGCGGGACGUCAUUGGUGGAGCACAGACGGGAGCAGGCAAGACUUUGUGCUUCGCGCUCCCCAUAUUGCAAGGUCUGUACGUCGAUCCCGUCGCUGGCUUUGCCCUUGUCUUGACGCCGACACGCGAGCUCGCCGUGCAGUUGCAUGAGCAGUUCCUGGCCGUGGCGCAAGGUGUGAAGCAUGGCGGCGCGUCUAUGGGAUUGAAUUGCGCUCUUGUCGUUGGUGGCGUAGAUCAGCUUCGACAGGCAUCGCAGCUGGCCGACUCAAGACCGCACGUCAUCGUCGCUACGCCUGGUCGCCUUGUGGACAUAUUGCAGAGCAACGCGGCUGCGGUCGGAGGGUUGCUAAGCAGGUGCAGAUUCGUCGUUCUGGAUGAAGCGGAUCGCUUGCUCACCAAGAGCUUUGCGCCGCAGCUGCAGUAUCUCUUCAAUGAUGUGCUGCCACCGGCUGAGCGUAGGCAGACCCUCCUGUUCACCGCUACGUUGACCGAAGCAAUCGAUGCUUUGGUCAAAAAGGGCCAAGAAGAUGCCGAGAGUGCACUACGUAGAUUACCAGCGGGCGAAGCGAGGCCCAAGAAAGGUCCUCCGCUGGUGUGCAAGAUCGAACAGCCGACAACCACACCGGAAAUGCUGAUCCAACGGUACAUCCUCGUGCCGAGUCACAUGCGCGAGGUGCACCUCUUUCAUCUGCUCAAGCAUUCGCCAGCUGGAAGGCGAAUACGGGCUCCUUCAGAUGCAACAGAGGCUGACGCCACUGCAGAUGACUCUGGCGAUAAGAAUGCAGCAGAAGAUGUGUUUGACGACGACGCAGCACAAGGACAGGAAGAAGGAUACGACAGUGAUGAUGAGGACGAAGUGCAGAGCCGACUGAAAGCGACGCCGACCAUCAUAUUUGUCAACCGGUCCCUCGUCGCAGAGCAGCUCUCGCGCCUACUUACGCAGCUCUCCAUCCCCAACGUAUCGCUGCAUUCUUUACUCCCUCAAUCUACACGCUUUGCCAACUUGCACGCCUUCCGCGCACACCGCGUCCCCAUCCUCGUCUCAACGGAUGUCGGCAGCCGUGGGCUGGACAUUCCCGAGGUGCAGUGCGUGGUCAAUUUCGAUGUUCCUGCCAACUGGGAAGACUACGUUCAUCGUGUCGGCCGUACCGCGCGUAACGGAAAAUCGGGCUGGGCGGUCAGCUUUGUGACCGAACGCGAUGUCGAGUUGAUCCAGAGCAUCGAGGCAAAGAUCGGCGUCCAGCUUAAGGAGCUCAAGGGUUACACAGACACAGCAGGCACGCAAGGGCGGAAGAAGGUGGGAGAAGAACGGAUCUUGGAGAAGCUCAACAAGGUCAUGACGGCCAAGCGUACGGCCAAAUUGGAGAUGCAAGACGAGAAGUUUGGGGAAACACGAGAGCGGAACAAGCGCAAGGCAGAGCUCGCAGCUGCCGCUGCAUCAGGGAACAAAAAGCGAAAGAAGGCAAAGCUUCGCAAAGAGUAGAGACGCAUAACUGUAGCUUAGCCAGAAUUUUGCACGACUACUAUACAACAUAAAUCGCCAAU
Messenger RNA from Tilletiaria anomala UBC 951, 2154 nucleotides. Its product is annotated as DEAD-domain-containing protein. The coding region runs from base 380 to 2092 and encodes 570 amino acids. Lineage: Eukaryota; Fungi; Basidiomycota; Exobasidiomycetes; Georgefischeriales; Tilletiariaceae. The record is from RefSeq and is a predicted model, not a curated record. The transcript has a single exon. Gene Ontology annotation, molecular function: RNA helicase activity; ATP binding; nucleic acid binding.